Messenger RNA from Rhinolophus ferrumequinum (greater horseshoe bat), 2168 nucleotides. It is a transcript of the gene DBNL, whose product is annotated as drebrin like. Bases 71 to 1393 code for a protein of 440 amino acids. Lineage: Eukaryota; Metazoa; Chordata; Mammalia; Chiroptera; Rhinolophidae. The transcript is spliced from 13 exons. Gene Ontology annotation, cellular component: plasma membrane; site of polarized growth; lamellipodium. The record is from RefSeq and is a predicted model, not a curated record. Gene Ontology annotation, molecular function: actin filament binding. Gene Ontology annotation, biological process: positive regulation of dendritic spine morphogenesis; postsynaptic actin cytoskeleton organization; positive regulation of axon extension.
GGCUUCCGGCCGUCGGGGGCGGGGUGGGCCCGGAAGCGGCGGCGGCGGCGCGGGGACCGAGGAGCUGGCCAUGGCUGCGAACCUGAGCCGGAACGGGCCGGCACUGCAGGAGGCCUACGUGCGGGUGGUCACCGAGAAGUCCCCGACCAACUGGGCUCUCUUCACCUACGAGGGCAACAGCAAUGACAUCCGUGUGGCUGGCACUGGGGAGGGGGGCCUGGAGGAGAUGGUCGAGGAGCUCAACAGCGGGAAGGUGAUGUACGCUUUCUGCAGGGUGAAGGACCCCAACUCCGGCCUGCCCAAGUUUGUGCUCAUCAACUGGACGGGCGAGGGCGUGAAUGACGUGCGGAAGGGAGCGUGCGCCAGACACGUCAGCACCAUGGCCGGCUUCCUGAAGGGGGCCCACGUGACCAUCAAUGCGCGGGCGGAGGAGGAUGUGGAACCUGAGUGUGUCAUGGAGAAGGUGGCCCGGGCCUCAGGUGCCAACUACGCCUUCCACAGGGAGAGCGGCCGCUUCCAGGACGUGGGCCCGCAGGCCCCAGUGGGAUCUGUGUACCAGAAGACCAAUGCAGUGUCUGAGAUCAAAAGGGUUGGCAAAGACAGCUUCUGGGCCAAAGCAGAGAAGGAGGAGGAGAACCGCCGGCUGGAGGAGAAGCGGCGGGCAGAGCAGGAGCGGCGGGAGUGGGAGCAGGAGCGGCGGGAGCGGGAGCUGCGCGAGGCCGCCCUCCGGGAACAGCGCUGUCAAGAGUGGGGCAGUGGGGCCGGCCCCCAGAGCAGGCAGUGUGACCAGCAGGAAAUGGUUCCGAGGGACAGUGAGGAGCAGCUGUGGGGAGCCAGGCAACCUGCUCCCCAGGUACCCGUCUGUCAGCAGUCGGCACACCCACGGGAGGUUUUCAAGCAGAAGGAGAGAGCCCUGUCCGCCACGUCUGUCUCCAGCCCCCAGCCAGGCAAACUGAGGAGCCCCUUCCUGCAGAAGCAGCUCCCCCAGCCAGAGACCACCCUCGGCAGAGACUUGCCUCACGCCGCCUCACAACCCAGGGCAGGUCUCUGCGAGGAGCCGACACACAGCUCCCCUCCCUGUCCAGUGCAGGAGGAAGGGGAGGCCGUGUACGAGGAGCCCCCAGAGCAGGACACGCUCUACGAGGAGCCCCCAGUGGUGCAGCAGCCGGACGCAGGCGCCGAGGGCAUGGACCGCUAUCCGGGACUAAGUGGGAAGGGGCUCUGUGCCCGGGCCCUGUACGACUACCAGGCAGCUGACGACACCGAAAUCUCCUUUGACCCUGAGAACCUCAUCACGGGCAUCGAGGUGAUCGACGAGGGCUGGUGGCGCGGCUACGGGCCAGACGGCCACUUUGGCAUGUUUCCUGCCAAUUAUGUGGAGCUCAUCGAGUGAGGAGCCUGGCUGCUGGCCCAGGCUUGAGCCGUCCUUCCUUCCCCGCCCAUACUCGGUCCCAUUGCUGGAGAAGGUGGUGUGAGGUCCUCCAGGAGUGGGACUCCGGGUAGGACAAGCCCUCAGGCUCCCUCUGGCUUGGGUGGCUCAGUCCGUCACCCCAAAUGCAGCAAUAACCUGGUGGUUCCCACACACGCUUCCAGCAGCCUCCCAGACCCUCUGGUCAGUCUGACCCUGACCCCAACAGGGACCACUGAGCCGAGUCCCAGCCAUGCCAGCCCCUGGGGGUCUGAGCCAGAGCCUUGGGAGGCCUAUACUCACCUUCUUCCUUUUCCUCUGGGCCCUGGGGGUGGGGGCUGCAGCUGUCAGUGACCCUGGGGCCUGUGGACUUAGCAGUUGCUGACCAGAGGCAGAGUGGGUCAUGGCACCUGGCAGCCGUGGCUUAUCUGUGUGUCUGCUGUCUGCUCCGUUUCUGUCAUUCUGCCUGAGCUGUGGGCAGUGGGGUCGAGGACAACCAAGCCCUCAUCUCAGUAGGUGAAGGAAGGUGUGGAAACAUCGCAGACGCAUCUGUCCUUCAUGCGGCUUGCUCUUGCCUGCUGGCCCCAUGUCUGCUCUUGGAGUGGGAACUGCUCCCACAGGCCCCAGCUCUGACCGCCCUCUUGUGACCUGACUGCCUGUGUGGGACGAGCCCUUCCUGGGGACUGUGGCACGUGCGUGUACCUUGGGCCAGCUGGCCGCAGCCGCCUGCCAGGAGCAUAAAUGUUAGGAUGUGAGUGAA